Molecule: messenger RNA, 294 nt
Organism: Penicillium canariense
Lineage: Eukaryota; Fungi; Ascomycota; Eurotiomycetes; Eurotiales; Aspergillaceae
Exons: 1
Coding region: 1-294 (97 amino acids)
Source: RefSeq, a predicted model, not a curated record
AUGGGUCUGAUUGAGAAGCUACAAGCAAGUACGUCGCACGCGGUCACGGAAACCCCCGCCAUGAACACAGGAAAGCUAACGGUGGGAUCAAUAGAACUCGAGCUGUACCGCCUCGAGCAGCGCUACGCCCGCCGCAAGCACCGCAGCACCUUCUCCACGGGCGCCCAGUAUGUCGACGGCGAGUACGUCUUCAACACCGGCUCGAACUCGCCCACCAGCACCGUCUCCAAGCAGUCCACCGGCAGCUGGCGCCCCUCUGGAUUGCGCGGAUCGCACGACUUGCGCGGGAGGUGA